Molecule: messenger RNA, 1172 nt
Organism: Notodromas monacha
Lineage: Eukaryota; Metazoa; Arthropoda; Ostracoda; Podocopida; Cyprididae
Source: the annotation of a GenBank genome assembly
CAGAAAUUCGGAUACCCGGGAUUCGUGCGACUGGACAGAAGCAGCAGCAGGUUCUGCAACAGCAUGGAUAAUGCCACAACUAAUAAUACUACUACUUGUAUUAGCAAUGGUAAUAGUAGUGAUAACAACAACAAGGACACUCAUCGUCAUCAUCCUCCUUCUACCAACAAUAAUAAUAAUAAUGAUAAUGAUAAUAAUGCUAUUCAUCGGGCUCAUCCUUCUGCCGAGAUGAAACGUGGCAACCAGACAUUCCGCGUCGUCGACGAGAACUGCUGGGACUCGGGCGCCCGUCUCAGGGACAUGGACGCCACCGGCGUCACUCUCCAGGCCCUGUCCACUGUGCCGGUCAUGUUCAACUACUGGGCAAAACCAGAAGACACCAUGGAAACAAGCAAGUUCCUCAACGACGACAUUGCAGUCCGGAUUGCGCAGCACCCUGACCGGUUUGUCGGGUUGGCAACCCUGCCUUUGCAGGCCCCGCUUUUGGCAGUGGAAGAGCUCAAGAGAGUCGCAGUGGACCUGAAAUUCUCUGGCAUUCAAAUCGGAUCCCACGUCAACCAGUGGAACCUGGAUGAACCUGCAUUGCAUCCAGUUUACAAGACUGCCGAAGACUUGGGCCUUGCAAUUUUUGUGCACCCCUGGGACAUGGACACUGCUGGUGGCAGAUUGGUCAAGUAUUGGAUGCCAUGGUUGGUGGGAAUGCCGAGUGAGACAGCAGCCGCAAUUUGCAGCAUCCUCAUGGGCAACAUCCUGGACUUGUUCCCCAGACUCAAGUUCUGCUUUGCUCACGGAGGCGGAGCCUUUCCCUUCACCGUCGGCCGCAUAACGCACGGACACCAAGUUCGGCCCGACUUGUGCGCAACCAACUGCAAGGUGUCACCCCAAGAUUACCUUGGACGAUUCUACACCGACUCCCUGGUGCACGAUGCCAAGGCCUUGGAUUACCUAAUCUCUGUCAUUGGCGAGGACAAGGUGAUACUUGGAAGCGAUUACCCCUUCCCAUUGGGCGAGAGUCACCCAGGCCAGCUGACUGAAGAAGCCAAGUUACUCGGCUCGGACUUGAAGGAAAGGAUCUUGUGGCGGAACGCCGUCGAGUUCCUCGGACUGGAUCGGGUUGUGCAGCAGCAACAACAACAAGCCAGGCUUGCCAGCGCCUGAUAUAUUAGACUGAC